Molecule: messenger RNA, 3128 nt
Organism: Rubroshorea leprosula
Lineage: Eukaryota; Viridiplantae; Streptophyta; Magnoliopsida; Malvales; Dipterocarpaceae
Source: the annotation of a GenBank genome assembly
UCAACAGAAAGGGGCAAAUUCAGAGAUGGAUCUAGGCACUAAUUGUUGGAGGGAAGUAGAGGAGCUUUGGUUCGUUGGCAAGCAACUGGGUUUAGUGAGUAGCAACAACGCAGAGGACAUCAUUCGAAGGCUCGUAAAGAUGGAAAAAAGGGAUAGAGCUGAAUUGGCCAACCAAAAAUUGGCGGAGGCAGCUAAGAAGGGAAAGGAAGAAUCUAAGCUCGAGGUAUGUGAUGAAAGAGUACUGAAAGCUAUAUGGGGUGGUGAUAACUUCAAAUGGGUGGCGAAACCGACCCAAGGGAGAUCUGGAGGUAUCAUUUGCAUAUGGUGUCUAGGUAUGUUUGAAGUAAAUAAAGAAUUGUUAGGAAGUAGUUUCUGUGGUGUGUUUGGGUUUUGGGGUAAGGAGAAAAUUCCCUGUUAUUUCAUAAAUGUGUAUGCUCCAUGUGAUAACCAAGGCAAACAUGUUCUACGAAGAGAAUUGAUAGAUUUAAUGACAACAUGUGGGGAAGGAAAUUGGUGCAUUGCUGGUGAUUUCAAUGCAGUUCGAAGUAGAGAUGAAAAGAAAGGAAGAUGUUUUGAUGAGGGUGCAAUGAGGGAGUUCAGUAACUUUAUAUGUGAAGCAGGGCUUGAAGAUAUGCCAUUGAUAGGAAGAAAGUUUACCUGGUACAAGGCAGAUGGCACAGUAAUGAGUAGACUUGAUAGAUUCCUGGUGUCAAUAGAAUUGUUGAUUAAUUUCCCAGAGCUCACUCAAAAAGGCCUUAUGAGAGAUCUUUCGGAUCAUAGUCCAAUUAUGUUAGAGAAAUGGAACAACUACAGUAUUAAUGGAUGGGGUGGGUUCAGAUUAAAGGAGAAAUUGAAAAGGUUGAAGAAUGAUCUCAAGAAGUGGAACAGGGAGGAAGUUUGGGAAUGGAGUAGAGCUCGUGAUAGUAUUUUGUUUCAAAAGUCAAGACAGAAAUGGCUACAAGAAGGAGAUGCCAACAGUAAGUACUUCCAUGGCUGCAUCAUUCGAAGGAGGAAACUGAACGGCUUAAAUGGGAUCAAAAAGAACAAUGAAUGGAUUGAGGACGUCCCUGAGGUAAAAGGCUUCAUCAAGGAGUAUUUCAAGUGCAAGUUUGAUGAGGAGGAAUGCGAUAGACCAGAUAUAGAAUUGAAGAAUCUCAACCAAUUAUGUAUAGAGGAAAACAACAGAUUGAUCUCAGAAUUUUCGAAAAAAGAAAUCUAUGAGGCGAUUCAAUGCUGCAAUGGGAAUAAAAGACCAGGUCCAGAUGGUUUUAAUUUUACAUUCAUCAAGAAAAUGUGGCCAAUCCUAAAAGAAGACAUUGUUGCCUUCGCCAAAGAGUUUUGGGCGAAUGGAAAACUUGUAAAAGGAAGUAACGCGUCCUUCAUAGUACUAAUUCCGAAAAAGGAGAAUCCUCAAGGACUUGGAGAAUUCAGGCCCAUCUCCCUCAUUGGGUGUAGGUACAAGAUUAUCUCCAAGAUUUUGGCUAAUAGGUUGAGCAAAGUGUUGCCAUCAAUCAUAAAUUUGAAUCAAUCUGCAUUCAUUGGAGGAAGACAAAUUGUUGAUGGGAUUGUGAUUGCAAAUGAAAAUGAUGGAAAAGUUUGGCUUCUACAGAAAUGGAGGAUGUGGAUUAGAGAAUGUUUAUCUACUGCAAUUGUUUCAGUGUUAGUGAAUGGCAACCCCACAGAAGAGUUUCACAUGAAGAAGGGGCUACGACAAGGUGAUCCUCUAGCCCCAUUCUUAUUUCUGCUUGUCGCUGAUGCUUUGAAUGGGUUAAUUCUUAAAGCAAAGGAGGAGAAUCUAUACAAAGCAUCGGAACAAAAUGUCCAAACUAUCAAGUGUGUGUUGCGAUGCUUUGAGUUAAUAUCAAGCCUAAAGGUGAAUUAUUUCAAAAGUGCAUUGUAUGGAAUCAGUGUGGAGACUCAAAAGGUCAAUGAGUGGGCUGAAAAACUGAAUUGUGUAGGAGGUGUGAUGCCAUUUAAGUAUCUGGGAAUCCCAAUGAGCGCUAACCCGAGGAGGAUAUCAACUUGGAUGCCUGUUGUUGAUUGCUUAAGAAGGAAAUUGUCAAGCUGGAAAUGUGAAUCGCUAUCCUUUGGUGGAAGAAUUAUUCUCUUGAAUGUUGUCCUAUCAAGUAUCCCAGUUUAUUUCUUCUCAACCCUAAGAGCCCUUAAAAAGGUUUGUAAAAGUAGGAAAAUGGGAGGGCUAGGUGUCAAGGACCUUAAUAGUUUCAACUUGGCAUUGCUAGGAAAAUGGCGUUGGAGACUACUAGGGGAGAGGGAUGCUUUAUGGAAUAGGGUAGUGGAAGCCAAGUAUCAUGUACCUAAAAAAAGAGGUUAUGAGGGUGAGGUUGUGAAAGCAAGUAGUUCCGAGUGGUGGAAGGCAAUAUGGAGAGUAGAUAGGGAGACAGUGUCCAAAGAAGGAUGGAUACAAAUGGGUCUUGAAAAGGUCCUAGGGGAAGGCAAUGACACUUCAUUUUGGUUAGAGAAUUGGUGUGGGGAGGUCUCCUUUAAGGAGAAAUUCAACAGGCUAUUUAGAUUGGCUGAAAAUAAGGACAAGGAACUUAUUGCAUUGCUAAGGGAGAUUAAAUUAAAACAAGGACAGCCGGACCAAUGGAGAUGGAAACAUGAUCCAAAAGGAAUUUACUCUACCAAGUCAGCUUAUAACAUACUGAACACCAACACAAGCAACCAGAGUUUGUCGCACUUCAAAUUGCUGUGGAAUAACAAGGUACCAUUAAAAGUUUCAGCAUUUGCAUGGAAAGCCCUCCAUAACAAAAUACCUACAGACAUAACCCGGAAACUACUAGCCAUCUCUUUUUUACAUGCGACACGAGCUGGAGAAUUUGGCAAUCGUGCUAGAGUGGUGGGACCUUCAAUCCGCUUCAACAAAUGUGGGAUGGAGCCAUUUAUAGCAGCAUGUGGGCAUGAUCUCCAAAGGGCUAAACUUGGUAGUGAACUGUUAAAGGAAAGAUGGAUGCAGGACCCUAUGAAAGCAUGCAAUACUACUGAGGUUAACUAAAAUAGGGCACUGAGCUAGGCUAGGUAUGAGAGAAUUUGAACUGUAAGGCAAUAUAUGUAUUGAUGUAAUCGGUUAGAGUACCCCUUGUACUCCUUAAUAAAAACUUCUUUUGCUG